AUGGAGUCAAAUUCGAAACGCCGCAAGAUAGACCAUGACGGCUUAAGACACGAUGCUCUCAUUGAUUUUGAGGCUCGUAGCUCUGCCCGUGUCUCAACCGCUAGCACAUUCGUGCUCCAAACCGACGAGCUCCUGAAAGAAGCAAAACUCGAUUACGGAAAGGCAUUAAAGGGAGUCGAUGAACAUCUGCAUCGAUUAAAGGAGGCCAUUGACACUGCGACACCCCAUGGUCCUGAACCUAUCACCCAAGUCACCACUCGCUUUGAGAAGAAGCAUCGCAUCGUCAUUCCAUACCCCGAUCCAAAGCCCGCAAAAGAUGCGCCAUACAAGCUUUCCUACGAGAAGCCAGCUUCCUACAAUGUCGUCGGCAGUUACGUCGCCAAGACCAUGGUCAAGUCCCAGGCGCAAUUUGGAAUCGACAUGGUGGUCCAGAUGCCCAAGAGCAUGUUCCAGGAGAAGGACUUUACGAGCAUGCGAUACUUCUACCGCAGGGCUUACUACAUCGCCUAUAUCGCCGCCAGCGUUAAGAAAGAGUUGGGUGAUUCAAUGGACAUUGGUUUUGAAUACUUGAAUGAGAACUCGCUUUUGCCUGUACUCGCACUUCGACCCAAGCCCGAAGAGGAGGAUGAGGACAACAAGGAGACCAAGGAAAAGGCUUCCAAGAAAAAGUCAAAGGCCUCAAAAUCCCCGUAUACCAUUCGACUUAUCCCCUGUGCGCCUGAGGGACUCUUCCCUAGGUCAAAGUUGCUUCCUAGCUCUAACAACAACCGAAGUGGGGAGACCGACGACAAGAAGACCAAGUCCGACACUCCUUUUUACAACUCUACUUUGAAAGCAGAGGAAACAUUCAUUUCCUACUUGCGUGUCCUUACACAUGCUAAGAAUGAGUGCCCGGGUCUGACUGAUGCCUGUGUGCUGGGACGAAUAUGGCUGCAACAGAGAGGCUUUGGCAGUUCCUUGUCCCGAGGUGGCUUUGGCCACUUUGAGUGGUCUGUUAUGAUCGCUUUGCUGCUCCAGAUGGGUGGACGCAAUGGCAAGGCCUUGUUUUCCAACUCUCUCAGCAGCAUGGAGCUCUUCAAGGCCGCCGUUCAGUUCCUCUCGACUACCGAUUUUAACGAGAAGCCAUUUGUUUUUGGUUAUUCCAAGAUGAGCGUCGAUAACGCUCGAGAAGAUGGCCCUGUCAUGUACGACCCCAUCAGAGAACUUAACAUCCUGUCAAAUAUGAGCCCCUGGUCUGCCAGCCUCCUUCAGAUGCACGCCAAGACAACUACAGACAACUUUGCAGACGAAGCCGCCGACAAGUUUGCCCCUACGUUCAUUAUCAAAUCGGAUGCGCCCCUCCAGACUUUUGAUGCCAUUUUCGAGCUCAAGAGCCAGGGAUCCAAGCCUUUGGACUCUCCUGAUUGCAGAGGAUCCGCUUGGAAUUUUAGCUUGGAAGCCCACAAAGUGCUCAAGCAGGCCUACGGUAAUCGAUCCCACCUCUUGCAUUUCCAGUUGCCUUCAAAGGCUGGUUGGAAACUGGGCGCUGCACCACCUUCAGACUCUGGCAAAGUUCAGUUUGGCGUCAUGUUCGAGUUUGCCCAAAUGGGUCGUCAAAUGGAGCAUGGUCCUCCAGCCGAGGAACCAGAGGAAGCUGCAAGGUUCCGUCGAUUCUGGGGUGAGAAGGCCGAGUUGCGUCGCUUCAAGGAUGGAAGUAUUCUCGAGUGUGUUGAGUGGUCAAGCAAGGUACCUUUCAGGAUUUGCGAGGAGAUUGCCGAGCACACCUUGAAGCGACACCUCAAGGUUGACAGCGGAGAUAUUGUUGCAUUUGGCGCAGGUUUCUCCAACAUAGUUACAUUCUCGCAUAUGGAUAAGGAGGCUUUCGACGCUGCCCGACGAGCUUUCCAAACUCUUGAAUACGAUAUUCGAAACCUCGAAGAUUUGCCAUUGCAGAUCCGACAACUUUCGGCCGUAUCGCCAGCUGCCAGAUAUGCUUCCAUUGAUGCCCCUAGUCCCGGCUUCCACACAGGAACUAUCGAGCCUACAGAUGUCAAUAUUUACUUUGAGGCAUCAGGCCGGUGGCCGGAGAAUUCAGUUGCCAUCCAGGAAACCAAGAUUGAGUUUCUACUCGAUUUCGAUAGACGUCUUACAUCGACCAAAGAGAACAUCAAAACCUACCUUGGUCGAGAUAACAAGGAGAUUGGCAUCGAGAACCUGGCCUAUCUCGACAUUGUCUAUGAUACUGGAGCAGCGUUCCGAUUGAGGAUUCAUGCUGAUCUUGAAGAUAUCCUAUUGGAGCGACAAAUCAAGAACAAGACACUUGACCCUCGUAUCCGUGAGGAGUCAGAAGUGGUUCGAGCGAGAACCAAGUGGUUCUUUGAGACACUGCCAAUUCAUACACAAACUAUCGCAACUUUCUGCACAAGACUUCACCCUCUAUCCCAGACUAUUCGCUUGGUGAAGCAAUGGUUCAAUGCCCAUAAGCUUUCAGGACAUAUUAGCGAAGAGCUUAUUGAGCUCUUUGUCCUGAAUGUUUUCUUACAACCCUACCCUUGGCGCGCGCCCACAAGUGCCUCAACCGGUUUCUUGCGCACCUUGACUUUCCUGUCUCGUUGGGAUUGGCGUGAUGAGCCUUUGAUUGUCGACUCGGCCGAGGAGUUGACGGAUGACGACCGACACAACAUCCGUAAUGAGCUCGAGGCUUGGCGUAAGAAGGAUCCCAACAUGAACCACACAGUCAUGUUUGUUGCUACCUCUGUUGAUAUAUCUGGAUUGGCCUACACCCGCAACGGGCCCUCAAAGCUCAUCGCUUCGCGCAUGACACGUUUGGCCAAGGCCGCAUGCAAACUUGUCAAAGACAGUGGCUACCUCAUCGACGCCACUGAGCUGUUCGACACAUCACUCGAAGACUACGACGUUCUCUUCCAUCUCUCUCGAAAGGCCAUCCGCUCAAUUCUUCGAGAGGCAGCUUCCGAUCCCUCAGCCCGCCGCCAUUCCCAAUUCAAGAACCUUGAUGAACGAACAGGUAGUGCACCCCUCCCCAUCCGCGCUCACCCCAUCGAUGUCUUUAUGCAGGAGCUCCAGCGCGUGUACGAGGACACACUCGUCUUCUUCAGGGGAACCCACAAUGGUGAAGAGGACGAUGCUGUCAUCGGCGCUAUCUGGAACCCGAAGCUCCAGCAGCAAAAGUUCCGAGCUGGUCUACCUUAUAACUUCCUCAGAGUCACCGGUGAAGAUGAAGAUGUUGUGGCGGUGAACCGAAAGGCUGUGUUAUCAGAAAUUGCAAGAAUUGGAGGUGAUAUGAUUAGGAAGAUCGAAGAAGUCGAGUAA
Molecule: messenger RNA, 3309 nt
Organism: Fusarium pseudograminearum CS3096
Lineage: Eukaryota; Fungi; Ascomycota; Sordariomycetes; Hypocreales; Nectriaceae
Exons: 2
Coding region: 1-3309 (1102 amino acids)
Biological process (GO): tRNA export from nucleus; rRNA processing
Cellular component (GO): CURI complex; small-subunit processome; UTP-C complex
Source: RefSeq, a predicted model, not a curated record